This is a messenger RNA of Magnusiomyces paraingens, 987 nucleotides long. RefSeq lists its product as uncharacterized. The transcript has a single exon. The record is from RefSeq and is a predicted model, not a curated record. Lineage: Eukaryota; Fungi; Ascomycota; Dipodascomycetes; Dipodascales; Dipodascaceae. Gene Ontology annotation, biological process: ubiquitin-dependent protein catabolic process. Gene Ontology annotation, molecular function: ubiquitin protein ligase activity. The coding region runs from base 1 to 987 and encodes 328 amino acids.
AUGAUUAUAAACAUUAGAGCGGACGAUACAAAUACGCCUCUAGUGCUCGCUAUUGUUCUCAGUAUAUCAGGCGUUGUUGUUAUGGUUAUUGUGGGGUUUACAAUAUGGAGUCUUAAAAGGUCACGCAAAAAGGCUCGAAUGGAAUUUUUCGAAGUUGAUCAAGAAUUUUUUAUGCCUCUUCCACCAGGAUACCAAUACCGGCUACGUUCUUUGGAAGAGAUUGGGGACUCUAGGCUAAUGCCAGUAAUUACUCCCAUUGAGCGUUGGUUUAUACGGCGGCGCAGAGGCAAUGAUUCCGGGGGAUCUAUCAUGAGAGGAAAUAUAAUGGUGGCUUAUGGUGGAGAGCAACCCAUUUGUGUGCGCACAUACCCAAGAAACCAUCCGCUAUAUAAUGAGAACCAACGAGGAGUUGUUGCGAUUCGUAUGCCUCCCAUUCCUAUAUCAGAUUUGCCACGGCUACCUGAAUCGGAGUUUUCAAGGCCUGAUAAUAUGCGCUCAACUACGACUUUAGAAAGUUUGACGACUGAAGAAGAAGUGCCAUUGAGUCCAGUCAAUACGGUUGUGGAAGAUUUGGAUGCUACGGUUAAUAGUAGUAGUAGUAUAAGUAAUAGGAAUCAGCAAGGCCCACCACGAGGACGACGGAAAAAUACUACUCGACCUGUGGUUUAUAUUGGAGCACAGCCUGAAGUUAAUUUGUUUAUUGGAACAAAAACUGUUGCAGGACAUGUGGCACUGCUUGCUGAGGGAAACAUACAUCAAGAUUUGGACGGUUUGUGUGUUGUUUGCCAGGAAAAAGUGGUUGACAAACCUGAUGAAGAGAUUGAAGAAGAAGAAGCUAUAGUUACAUUACCAUGUUUACAUUCAUUUCAUGAGUGUUGCAUCGCGAGAUGGAUGAUUUGUUAUAGUCCUAGGUGUCCAGUAUGCAGUAAAAAGUACAUCAUACGAAAUGGAAAACGACGGCAAAAGACUAUUGGAAAAUGGGAAUGA